Polistes dominula (European paper wasp) is the source of this 1581-nucleotide messenger RNA. RefSeq names its product 2-oxoglutarate and iron-dependent oxygenase domain-containing protein 3. NCBI's taxonomy places the organism in Eukaryota, Metazoa, Arthropoda, Insecta, Hymenoptera, Vespidae. Gene Ontology annotation, cellular component: membrane. Gene Ontology annotation, molecular function: L-ascorbic acid binding; iron ion binding; oxidoreductase activity, acting on paired donors, with incorporation or reduction of molecular oxygen. The record is from RefSeq and is a predicted model, not a curated record.
UCUCUUUUCUGCAGCAUAAUUUAAUAAUUACAAAAGUAUUGACAAUUUAUUAUCAUUAUUUCUUAUCAAAGAAAUGCACGCAUAUGUGGCGCACUCUGCACCACCUGUUACUACAGAAGUAAGACCUUUCGACAUUAUUACUGUAAAUAUAAACAUUGGAGAAAGCAUAUUAAUUAAAAUAUGUCACAAGACAGUAAAAAGCCGAGGAAAAAGGACGUUAAGAAGGAAAAAGUAAUACAAGCGCAGAACAAUGUGAAAGAAGAUGUAGAUACCGAUACGAAUAAAAAUGUCAAAAUGUCAAAAUUUGGACCUUCUAUCUCGUUUCCGUAUCAAAGAGUAUGGUCACGUUGCAUCUUAAUAGUUGGCGUUUUGUUUAUCGUCUGGUAUAAUAGUAGAAAUGGUAAAGAAAUACAAUUAGCAAAACAAAAAGAUAUACUGGUAACCCGAACGCAAACCGUAGAGUGUUCAGAAGAAUUUAAAAAUGAAUUAAAUCAAUUUCCUGGUUGUUUACCAGAAAAAUGUGGAAGAAUGGUAACAGAUAAAUUAGUUACUUCAGCAGAGAGCGAUGUUUUGUUAAAACUUGCAAUUAACGGUAUGAGUUUAGGUGGUUCUGAUGGUGGUGCAACUAUCUUAGAUCUUCACUCUGGUGCAUUGAGUAAAGGAUCUAAAUUCAUUAACAUCUAUCAACUAGAAGGAAAAGAUAAAAUAUUUAACGCUGCUGAUUUUGCCAUUUAUAAAGUAGUUAAGACCAAGAUACAGCAUUCCAUAGCACAUUAUUUUGGAGUAAAUGUUGAUAAGAUUCAUUUAACCAAACCAACUUUCUUUUCGCAAAUGACUAAUGUGCCAGCUAAAACUAUACACGAUGAAUAUUGGCAUCCACAUGUUGAUAAGGAAACAUAUGAACACUUUCAUUAUACCUCGUUACUGUAUUUAAAUGAUUAUGAUAGAGAUUUCAAAGGAGGUAGAUUUAUAUUCAUUAACGAAAACAAUGUCAAUAGUACUGUAGAACCACGAAAGGGUAGAGUAUUACUGUUCACAUCAGGUAGUGAAAAUGUGCAUAUGGUUGAAAAAGUCCAAUCUGGAACUCGAUAUGCAUUAACCGUAUCUUUCACGUGUAAUUCGAAUGCAGCUAUUACUGAUCCAAGUUAUCGUAAUAUAAUGAAAUAGUGGCAAUUUAAUAGUGGCAUUUUUAUAUCAAUGUAAAAUAAUGUAAUAUUAUCAUUUGAAAGCUUUGUGUGUGUGUAUUGAAUAAUCUUGGCAGAAGCACUUUGUGAAGAUGGAAUACUUUACUAAGCAUAACUAAGUCAGUUAUACAUAUGUAUAAUGAUCAUUCUUCCAAACAAAAUAUCAUUACUACUAAAUUAUUAUCAACAAUUACAAACUGUCUUUGCAUUCUCUGCCACUCUCAAAGGGUUAAUAUUAUAAUAUAUUUUAUGAAUCUAAAUUAACUUCUUACAUUUACACAAAGUAUAAUUUAUUUGACAAAUCAUUCAGAUAAUAAUAGUAAGUAGGAAAGUGUAAUAUAAAUUGUCGUAAUUAUUAUUAUGAUUGAAAAAACCGUAAUGUUAAAUAUUUCAAAUG